GUGGCAGGAGUGUUGCAAGGCUGCCAAGGUCAUGAUAUAGCUGCAAUUGCAGGAGGACUGGUGGAUGCAGAAGCACUGGUAUCUCUCAAAGACUUGCUGAAUAGAGUUAACUCUGAUAACCUGUGCACAGAAGAGGUUUUUCCUACUGCAGGAGCUGGAACAGACCUGCGAUCUAACUACCUACUUAAUACCAAGAUAGCAGGAGUGGAAGAGGCAGAUGUUCUACUUCUAGUUGGCACCAAUCCACGCUUUGAAGCACCACUGUUCAAUGCAAGAAUUCGAAAGAGCUGGCUACACAACGAGCUCCAAGUGGCUCUUGUGGGUUCCCAGGUUGAUUUGACUUACACUUAUGAUCACCUAGGAGACUCCCCACAGAUACUCUUGGACAUUGCUUCUGAAAAACAUCCUUUCAGCAAGGUUUUGAACCAAGCUAAAAAGCCAAUGGUGGUGGUUGGUAGUGCAGCGCUUCAGCGUAGUGAUGGUGCUGCUCUUCAUGCAGCUAUUUCUGCCAUUGCACAAAACAUUAGGACAAAAAGUGGAGUUGGUGCUGAUUGGAAAAUCAUGAACAUUCUUCACAGAGUUGCAAGCCAAGUAGCUGCUCUUGAUUUAGGUUACAAACCAGGAGUAGAUGCAAUCCGGAAGAAUCCUCCCAAAGUACUGUAUCUCUUAGGGGCAGAUGCAGGUUGCAUUACCCGUCAGGAUUUGCCUAAGAAUUGCUUCAUCAUUUAUCAGGGGCACCAUGGUGAUGUAGGAGCUCCUAUGGCCAAUGUUAUUCUUCCAGGAGCAGCUUAUACAGAAAAGGCUGCAACCUACGUGAACACUGAAGGUAGAGCUCAGCAAACCAGAGCAGCAGUAACACCGCCUGGUAUGGCAAGAGAAGAUUGGAGAAUUAUUAGAGCAGUCUCUGAGCUGGCUGGCAUGACUCUCCCUUAUGACAACCUGGAUCAAGUAAGGAACAGACUAGAAGAAGUAUCCCCAAAUUUGGUUCGAUACGAUGAUGUGGAGGAAGCCAAUUACUUUAAACAAGCAAACGAGCUCUCCAAGGCAGUGAAUCAGACACUUCUUGCUGAUCCUCUUGUUCCACCUCAGCUCACAGUUAAAGACUUCUAUAUGACAGAUCCUAUUAGCAGAGCAUCACAAACAAUGGCUAAAUGUGUGAAAGCAGUUACAGAGGGAGCCAAGGCAAUUGAAGAACCCUCCAUCUGUUAAAGAAUGAAAUUCUGCCACUCGAGUCUAUCAGACACAGUUAUGACUGAUUUGGGAGUCAGGGGGAAAUAAACUAUUUUUUAGUCUGUUUAUGUUUGUUCUUUAUGAAUGUAAGUGAGAGUUUAUUUAAGGCCAGAUGUCAAGUGUGCAUUUGGUAAUUAUGUUCAGCACAAUUUACUGUGUGGAAACAUGUAUAUUGAUAAUGUAUAAACAUGAUGUGAAAUUAAAGCAGUUUUAAUAUGCAAGAUUUUCUGUGAAAUGUGGUCAAAACAUUCACUUAAUGAAAUUUUCCAGAACUAUAGAUGGCCAGCUUUGGAUAUACGUAAAAGCAACAGCUUCCACAACAUGUAAAAUUCUAUAAGAUUUAAGCCAUCUUAAUGUCACUGCAUUUUCUGGGAAAGAAACUCUUAAUAAGUGAGAUUAGUGAGGUUUCAUCAGUGUACCACUGAGAAACUAUAAGAUUCCCUUUGAAAUAAAACUGUACUUCCCAUCAAAAGAAGAAUUUCAGUCUUAUACCAUUUUGAUGAGUACAUAUCAAGCUUUGAAAUUGCAGGAAAUUGCUGUUGAAUAUAUUUCAGUAAAAAUUAAGAUGAGUUGAAAGCACAA
This is a messenger RNA of Sceloporus undulatus (fence lizard), 1812 nucleotides long. RefSeq names its product NADH-ubiquinone oxidoreductase 75 kDa subunit, mitochondrial-like. NCBI's taxonomy places the organism in Eukaryota, Metazoa, Chordata, Lepidosauria, Squamata, Phrynosomatidae. The record is from RefSeq and is a predicted model, not a curated record. The transcript has 10 exons. Gene Ontology annotation, molecular function: oxidoreductase activity, acting on NAD(P)H; iron-sulfur cluster binding. The annotation marks the transcript as partial.